GUGUGAGCCAAAUAAGCGACCAACUCAAAAUGUGUACUGUAUUCAUGACCUACUCCAUGUCUCGUAUGUAUGUAGUCUUCGAUUUCUAAACACCUAUCUCCUAAUAUCAAUUAUUGUAUGCUUUCACAACAUCUUGAGUGCUGCAGCCCACUUUGACGGAAUAUCAUCGUCAUCAUCCUGAAUCCCAACCUCGAAUCCUUCCACGCCGAGCGUGGUUCCGAUCCCGUCUGCCCCAAAUCUCCUGGACUGCACUCUCAUAUAUCGUGCCAGACCACUCUCCUACGUGUUCUCAAAACUGACAGAACGUCGUAAUGGGCAUAAACUCCCCAGAAGAAGCUUACUUUAACGAUCUCUCUCAACAACCGCCACCCUCGGAGUUCAACGCCCGAAAUAGAGAGCUGGCAAACAACGAAGAGAAUGGCAUACCGAAGACCAAGAGGAUAGCUUGUAUUUUAUGCAGAAAGAGAAAGUUACGAUGCGACGGCGCCAAACCUGCAUGUGGAACAUGCAAGCGACUUACCCAUGAUUGUGCAUAUGAUGAAGUUCGUCGCAAGAGUGGACCAAAACGAGGAUACGUCAAAGCUUUGGAGGCUCGACUGCAGCAGGUAACGGAGCAAGUCGAGACCUUGAUUCGCACCCAAGAUGGCCCAGAGCCAACACGAGAACAGGCGCCGGCCAAUGUACCUUUUCCCAUGUCAUCGUUGCCUCCAAACAUGACAGACUCGUCUAUCGUACAAACAGGAACUACUGAUCAAUCAAUGUUCGGGACAAAUGGUGCAUCCCCAGGAGGCUUUGCUGGUCUUUCAAACGGCAUCGAAAUGAAUACAGACGAACAAUUCCCUUGGGAGAUAAUAAGCCUGGGUCUAGAGGAGCCUCUACCGCCACAAGAAGAUAUUAAUGAAUUAAAUCGACUAUACUUUGAAAAGGUUCAUCCAUCCAUACCAAUGAUUCACAAGCCGAGAUUCCAGGCUGCCAUGAAUCUCGCGCCGCACAUGCGCCCAGCUGUCUGUCUGCGAUACAUUAUGUGGGCCUUUGCAGCAUCGCUCACCGACAGGUACGAAUCUUUGCAAGAGCACUUUUAUCAACGAGCUCGAAAGUAUGCCCAGAUGGAUGAGAUGAAGGGGCACGGUGAGGCCAUGCUGACCUUAGGUCAUGCCCAAGCUUGGAUCCUUAUUUGCACGUAUGAAUUCAAAAGCAUGUAUUUCCCCCGUGCGUGGAUGAGUGCUGGCCGUGCUGUUCGACUUGCGCAGAUGAUGGGCCUGCACCGACAGGAUGGUGCAUUCCUUGACGUGAAGCAGUGCUUGCCUCCACCUAAAGACUGGACUGAGCAAGAGGAAAGGCGACGGACUUUCUGGGGCACGUUCUGCAUAGAUCGCUAUGCAAGCAUUGGGACUGGGUGGCCAAUGACAAUUGAUGAGAAAGAUAUCAUGUCAAAUCUGCCCGCUUCAGGCGAAGCAUACGAGAGAAGCAAGGCCGUGCCGUCAAUAUCCCUUGAGCAAGCAUUGACACCCUCGGGAGCGGCAUCAGUCUCCGCGUUCGGGGCCGUCAUUCUCAUGGCGUGUCUUUUCGGCCGCAAUCUGCAUCACCUGCAUCGUCCAACACCCGACGAUAGGGAAGGCGAUCUCAACGGCGGAUUUUGGAAGCGGCAUAGGGACAUGCAGAACACCAUCGACAAUACGUCCUUAAACCUCCCGGAUAUGUUACGGUUGCCGAGCGCUAUGGGGAGUGCUAAUGCGAUCUUCACCAACAUGUGUUUGCACACGUCGGCGAUAUGCCUGCAUCAAGCCGCAAUCUACAAGGCAGAAAAGAAUCGACUGCCAGCAAGCGUCAGUAAUGAGAGUAAGAUUCGAUGCGUCACUGCGGCUGCGGAGAUUGCAAACAUUAUGAGAAUGAUCAGUCACAUGGAUCUCGCUGCAAUGAACCCCUUUAUCUCCUUCUCGGUCUACGUUGCGGCACGUGUGUUUGUGCAGUACCUUAAAACGCGGCCAAACGAUCAACAGAUGAUCUCUUCUCUCCAAUUCCUUAUGUCAGCCAUGCAGGUGUUGAAGCGGCGAAAUCCAUUGACUGAAUCGUUCAUGGUGCAGCUCGAUCUAGAUCUGGAAGAUGCAGGCAUACCAGGCUUACGCACUAGCGUCGAAUCUUCAGAAAACGGCAAGACCCCUCCCAGUGUAGACAAAGCGCGCUGCAGUCCCAUCGUGGUUAUCGGCGAGCAACAGUCUCAGUCUACAACCCUUGAGAGAAGUGAUGGUGGUUCCACCGGCGACUUGGCCACGGAGCCAGGUCUAAGCAUGCCUACGCAGUCCACUACGUUUACCGGCAACACACCUAUAUCAUCAAGGCCUUCCUUACCACCAAGUGCAUUCUAUGAAGACAUUGAAUCCAAGGGCGCGCUGCGCGGUAUCAUCGUCCCAGUCAUGGAUAGCAACACUCCUGAGGGUGAAAUGGACACGUCCCCGGAUACGAGCGGCGACCAGCCUACUCCAUCUACAUCAAACUCUCGACACGGCUCCUCGUCGCAUACCUCCUUCACGCCCCCACGACAAGAUGAUACCACGUCACAUACACAUCACUACCACUCCGCCCACAACCCAUUGACGUCGAACAAUCAGUCCUCAGCCGGCUCCUCAAACAGCCAAAGCAUUCACUCUGCUGACUUUUUUCCGGCAUCUAGCGGUGGCUAUGCAGGCAUGAAUUCCUACUAUCCUGUUCAGCCUAGUAUGCCCAGCCUUGGGCUCUCGGGUGAUUGGGAUAUAGCCAACGCCAAUUUGUCUGAUAGCGCGUGGAGUCAGAUGCUUGAAGGCAUGGGCAUGAAUUGGGAUGGUGUGGGUCCCUCUGAGAUGCCUCAUUCGCAACAAGUUGAUCCCUUGACUGGACGACGAGUAGUGUAGUGAGGGGUUAAGCGCAGUAGAUCUUGUUGGGCGAGCGACUUGAUCUGAGAUAUGGCGUUUUAUAUGGCAAGCAAACUUUUCAGAGAUACCACUAUACAUUGGGAUAUAGCAGUAUCACGGACAAAGCAUAUUGUAAUGAGUACAAGCAUACCUCUCCCCUGAUAACGGCCAUAGAGAGCUUUGAUGCUCGAUCCACUAAUGACAUAAACAUAUACCACUUCUACCUCCUGUUCGUUUCUUACGUUAUCGUGAGUCUUGACGGAAGCCUGUAUCCAUAGCAGAAUCCGCUGCCAACGUCUGUGUUUCACAGUGCUCUUAUCAUACCCUGCGCCGCGGAAGCUUUCGGUGUCAUCCCAUCUUGCGCUGUAUGAUUCCUUUCUUG
This is a messenger RNA of Pseudovirgaria hyperparasitica, 3270 nucleotides long. RefSeq lists its product as uncharacterized. Gene Ontology annotation, molecular function: zinc ion binding; DNA binding; DNA-binding transcription factor activity, RNA polymerase II-specific. The transcript has 6 exons. Lineage: Eukaryota; Fungi; Ascomycota; Dothideomycetes; Acrospermales; Acrospermaceae. The record is from RefSeq and is a predicted model, not a curated record. Bases 312 to 2888 code for a protein of 858 amino acids. Gene Ontology annotation, cellular component: nucleus. Gene Ontology annotation, biological process: regulation of DNA-templated transcription; DNA-templated transcription.